CCAGGUUAAUUCAGUUCAAAUGUAACCUUGGCAGGUAACGGUCGUGUUGACGCGAGCGUUAUUCAUUUCAACGGAUGGUCUAGCGCCGGUUAUGAAAAUGCUCGCGCAACCGCAUCCUUCAAACGAUAGUUUUGAAGAUGAAUUUAAUAAACCAGUGGAAUCGAUAAUGCGUUGUGAGGACUUUAAGAGCAAUUUUGCGAGGAAACUAUCGAAUAGAUAUAUCUCCUGGUCACCUGCUGUCAAACCAAAGCGGGAUCCUGCGCUGAAGUUAUGCCAAACAGACAAACAAGACACCCCAAAUAUUGUUCCAGAAAGAAUUGAGCAGUGUUCUCAACUUUCGACGACGAGCAAUUUAGUCCAAAACGGAGAAGUGGUGAAGCCUCCAGACAAAACUAUUUUUAAGAAAUCUGACAUCCGACACACUGAAGUAAACGCUUUAAACAUGGAAGUCGAUACAUUGAGGUGGCAGCUCGCUCAGACUGAAUCCAACAGGCAAAUGCAUAUAGCUUUACUACAACAAAUAGUCACUUUCCUUAACAGAGUUAAGGAGCAUAUUGAAUGCCAGAAAAGUGAGCCGUCGCCUCGAAGCGAGAAGGGGUCCCCGAGAAUUGUACAAAGAUCUCUCAACAUGACUGACUUGCCACGUUCACGUUCCGUUGUACACGUGAAUAAGAAUAUCGAAUACUCCAUAAGUCCCACCAAGAAAAUUAGUACAAGAAAAAUCAGCAAAUCGAUUAGUAAUGUUAACGGAUAUAAAGAUUGCAACAACGUUUGGAGCCGUUCAAAAUUAUCUUUAGUUCCCGAAAAUGAAACCGCCAACAAGCUCAGUGAGGAGAUGACGCGGCUGAUCACUCUUGCCAACACUGUACUAAGUACUAAGAUACCUGACCUUGCAUGUGCAUUUACAGACAAUGGUACUGAAAAUUCCCUGCAAAACUGUGAAGAAAAUAAAACUAAAGAAUCUGGAAAAACUGAAACACAAGACUCUUUGAACUUUGUUGAACAAAGCGCAGUUGAUCCAACGAACUUACCUAUUGAGAGUAAUGACGUAAAGUACAAAGCCGUAACACAUUCUUUAGAAAUAGAAAAAGAUGCACUCUUAGACGUUCUUAACACUUCCCAAGCAUCAUUCAAUUCCGACUUGAGAAACGAUUCCAUUGAAUUGAAGUGUGACAAUGAUGACUCGCAGAGUAGGCUCGACGCAACAGACGUAAAAGUAUUUCCAAUGUACAAGAAAAGUGAAUUCAAUCCGGUGUCUAAUUUUAUAGAAGAUGAAAGCGGCUUUUCCUCUAUGAAUUCGUUUCAAGAAAUCGGCAUACCCAUCAUAAGCAUUAUUCCACCGUCGCCCUGUAAAGAUUUGACCUAUAUGGAGGAUAUCCCAGACAUUAUCCAUGAGACCGAAAAGUGGAAAAACGACUCUAUUGAACUAGACAAGCAAAGCGUAAAGGUGUUUUGGGUAUAAAUUUAAAAUGUACAAAGUUAUUAUACCUUAAAAAUUUUAAGUAUACACUUAGGAAUGUAGAUUAUCAGUGCGAUCUUAACUUUUAUAUAAUAUAAUUUAUAUUUUAUACUGCCGUAGUGAUAAUGAUAAAAUAUGUACUAAUUCAAUGA
Messenger RNA from Colias croceus (clouded yellow), 1611 nucleotides. RefSeq lists its product as uncharacterized. The coding region runs from base 92 to 1462 and encodes 456 amino acids. The record is from RefSeq and is a predicted model, not a curated record. NCBI's taxonomy places the organism in Eukaryota, Metazoa, Arthropoda, Insecta, Lepidoptera, Pieridae. The transcript is spliced from 4 exons.